AUAGCUCUCCAGACCGUUUCGUUCUCUCUCUCUCUCUCUCUCUAAAAACGCUUUUUUUUUUUUUUCCUCUCCAAAUCCACUCUCCAUCUUCUCUAUCUCGUCACUUGCUUCCGUCUCUGAAUCUGGUAGUGCACUUGUGGAUCUCUCUUCCUCUCUCUGACUUCAUUUGGAUCUGCAAAUGCGCACCUCAUCUGUAUCAUCGUCAUCUCUACUCAGCUUCUCCGCUUUUCAAUCUUUCAAGCUCAGCUCGCUCCUGGUGUACUCCUGCAAGAAGGGAACUUUAAUAUCUUGCUAGGAAGAUUUAUAAUGAUUUGGAGAACAUAUUGUGGAGAUAACAGACGACGAGUGGGCAUUGGCAUAUGCAGCCUAUUUUGUCAGUCAAGAAACUAUGCAAGGUGAAGGUACAAUUUCUACUCCCGCAGAGGGGCUCACUGAUGGCGUCCAGAGAAUGCGACAUCUUCAUGGGAGAACUAGUGGCCCAACAAGACGUUCUACUAAGGGACAAUGGACAGCUGAGGAGGAUGAGAUCUUGCGAAAGGCAGUUCAGCGUUUCAAAGGAAAGAACUGGAAAAAGAUAGCGGAAUGCUUCAAGGAUCGGACUGAUGUACAGUGCCUCCAUAGAUGGCAAAAGGUCUUGAAUCCAGAACUCGUCAAAGGUCCAUGGUCAAAAGAGGAAGAUGAAAUAAUAAUUGAUUUGGUGAACAAAUAUGGGCCUAAAAAGUGGUCCACUAUCGCUCAGCAUUUACCUGGGCGUAUCGGGAAGCAAUGUAGGGAAAGAUGGCAUAAUCAUCUAAAUCCUGCUAUAAAUAAAGAGGCAUGGACUCAGGAUGAGGAGUUGACUCUGAUCCGUGCUCAUCAAAUUUAUGGAAACAGAUGGGCGGAGCUAACAAAGUUUUUGCCUGGAAGGACAGACAAUGCUAUAAAAAAUCAUUGGAACAGUUCUGUCAAAAAGAAGAUGGACUCCUACUUGGCAUCUGGUCUCUUAGAUCAGUACCAAACCCUGCCUCUUGUUGGACACCAACAUAAGCCCAUGCUUUCAUCUUCUUCAAGGGUGCAGAGCAGUGGAGAAGAUAGUGGUCCCAAAGGUGCAGCAGACGCAGAAGAUGAGUCAGAAUGCAGCCAAGCUUCAACUGCAGUUGGUUGCUCUCAGUCAACUAGUGAGCUGCCUAAUGCAAUUGUGCUUCCAAGAGAGCAAUUCCAGGUGCCAGAAAUUUCCUGUGGGAAAAAGGAGCAAAGCCCUGGUGCAGCAUCUUGUUCAGAACACUAUUAUACUUCUUUGGAAGAUGUUACAUUCUCUAUCCCAGAAAUAACAUGUGACAUGGUGUACUCUUCAAAAUUCCCUGAUCAAAAUUUUUCUCAUGAUGUUGCAAUUUCUGGAAGCCAGGAUUACCAAUUUAAUUUACAGGACCUACCUAAUAUUGCUUCGCUGGAGUUGGGGCAUGAACCAUCAGGAUUGCCAACUCAUUGUAUCAAUGCUAAUGAAAGCCAAGAAAUUCGAAAUGUUUCAUUUCAAGAACCAGUAGGGUUAGGAGCUUCUGCUGGCUCUGAGAAACCAGCACAUAUGUUGAUAUCUGAUGAUGAAUGUUGUAGGGUCUUGUUUUCUGAGGCAAUGAAUGAGGGAUAUUAUCUUCCUGGAGCAUUUACACAAGGUUCAAAUAUGGUUGAUAUGGGAGAAUGCAAGAAUUCACUGCUUUGUGGGUGUUCAGACAUCCAGAUGCCUGAAACUGUCAGAAAUUCAGGUUCACCAUCUUGUCCUUCAAGGUCUGAUAUAAUGAUAACCUCAUGCAGUCGAAAUAUUACAUCUGUUCCUCCCCAAUUUUCAGCUCAUGAUGGUACAGUUAUAUAUAGUAGAGAACCCAGUCAGUUAAAUUGUCACCAUUUUGAGGUUCAAGACCCAGAAUUUGAUACAAGUGCAAAUGAUGGCUUUAUCUAUACCAAUGACUCUGCCAAUUCCCCAUGUGAUGAUGUUACUGGUAACUCAUGUCUUCAAGAGCAACCAUAUCUUGCCAAGGAUUCUUUGAAGUUAGUUCCAGUGAAUACUUUUGCUUCUAGAUUAGAUGUGCAACAUUCUCCACCUAUUGAAGAUAAGCUAAAUGUGCAAACAGAGCAGCAGAACACAGGAGCUCUAUGUUAUGAGCCUCCCCGUUUUCCCAGCUUGGAUGUUCCAUUUUUCAGCUGUGAUCUUAUACAAUCUAGCAGUGAUAUGCAGCAAGAAUACAGCCCUCUUGGUAUCCGCCAACUGAUGAUACCUUCCAUAAACUGCAUGACUCCAUUUAGAUUGUGGGAUUCGCCAUCUCGAGAUGGUAGUCCUGAUGCUGUGCUGAAAAGUGCUGCCAAAACUUUCACUGGCACACCGUCCAUUUUAAAAAAGCGUAAUCGUGACUUACUGUCACCAUUGUCUGAACGAAGGAUUGACAAAAAGCUUGAAACAGAUAUGAGUUCUAGUUUAAGCAAAGACUUCUCACGUUUGGAUGUCAUGUUUGAUGCAAGUGGGAAUCAUCAGAAGUCAUCUCUGCUGUCUCUGUCACCUAAGCAAAGAGUUAGUUCUGGACCAUGUGUUAAAGGCAAGGAAAAUCUUGGUCUUGUUUCUGAUGGUGAGCAACAAGUAAAUCAAAGAGAUGACACUUUGUUAUCAAACGAAAAAGUUCUGGUGGAAACUCUAGGUGAUAAUAAUUCCCAGGAUAAGAUAAUUCCAGUAACAGUUGGAACUGAUGCUAAGGGAAAGGGUGUUGUUCAUCCUGUAAUCCAAACUGAUCAACACCUUUCUGGAAUUCUUAUUGAGCAUAAUCUCAAUGAUUUGCUAUUAUUUUCUCCUGAUCAAGUCAGUUCCAAAGCAUUCAGAGAAUUACUUUCCAGCACUCCAACCCCAAGAAGUCAGUGUCGCAGAAGCUUGGUUGCUGCAUCAAAUCAGGCUGUCCCAUCAGAAUCUUCAUCUGGAAAUCAAUGCUUAGCUCUUAACUCUCCUACUCUCUUCACAAAGAACAGUGAUAAUCACCUGGUUGUGGAUAGUUCAACUCAAUUUGUUCCUUCAUCAACAUCCCUGGAGAUUAGAGUUGAUAAUGUAGCGAGUGAUGGUGCUAUUGAAAACCUUAGCAUAUUUGGUGGAACUCCAUUCAGAAGAAGUAUCGAGUCCCCCUCUGCAUGGAAAUCCCCUUGGUUCCUAAAUUCUUUUGUACCUGGCCCUAAGAUAAAUACAGAAAUUACAAUUGAGGAUAUUGGGUUUUUUAUGAGCCCAGGGGACAGAAGCUACGAUGCCAUAGGGUUGAUGAAACAGUUGAGUGAGCACACUGCCUCUGCUUAUGCUGAUGCCUUAGAGGUCUUGGGAAAUGAAACUCCUGAAACAUUACUAAAGGAGAAAUACUCCCACAAUUGUAACAUGGAUAAAGAUAACAAUCAUGCACCUCGUUUGGAGAACAGAUCGGAUUCAGCCGCUGCAAGUGCUUUGCCCGAACGUCGGACUCUCGACUUCAGCGAUUGCGGAACACCUGGGAAGGGAACAGAAAGUAGAAAAUCCUCAAAUUCAAUGAGCUUCUCAAGUCCCUCAUCUUAUCUGUUGAAAGGUUGCAGAUAAUGGUUUUCUUAUGACUUGUCAUAUUUUGUAGUUUAUAAUUCUAUAUAUAUAUAUAUAUAUGCUUGCUUAUAUCAAUUUUUUGCUCCCCUAAAAUGGGUUAUCCAUUUGUCACCGUACCUUGGAUUCAAUUUAAUCAAACAUU
Carica papaya (papaya) is the source of this 3713-nucleotide messenger RNA. RefSeq names its product myb domain protein 3r-4 (gene MYB3R-4). Gene Ontology annotation, cellular component: nucleus. Gene Ontology annotation, biological process: regulation of DNA-templated transcription. NCBI's taxonomy places the organism in Eukaryota, Viridiplantae, Streptophyta, Magnoliopsida, Brassicales, Caricaceae. Gene Ontology annotation, molecular function: DNA-binding transcription factor activity, RNA polymerase II-specific; RNA polymerase II cis-regulatory region sequence-specific DNA binding. The record is from RefSeq and is a predicted model, not a curated record.